AUGACCAGCCUCUCCCUUUUCUUCUUUCGGUCUUUCUUACCAUAACACAUUUCCACAUGCUCAGUCACUUUCCACCUUUUUCUUUCAAAAAAUUUCAUAAACAAACAGAGUAAAAUAUAUGCAGCAAAAAAUUAUACUCCGUACUAUAGUCAAGUCCAUGAUCUUCCUUGUCAUUCAAUAUUAAUUCAUUCAUCAAACUUGGCGUGAGAGUUUAAUUAAUCAACAAAAAAAAAAACAUGGCCACUUUGGCUGACAUUGGUGUAUCAGCGUUGAUAAACAUAGUGGGCGCCUUUGUGUUCUUGCUGGCGUUUGCCCUUUUAAGGAUUCAGCCCAUCAAUGACAGGGUUUACUUCCCCAAGUGGUACAUUCUCAAGAAGAGAAGUGGUGAGCCCAGCCAAGUUCCCAAUUUGGUUGGCAGGUUUAUUAACCUCAAUCUCAAGACUUACCUCACUUUCCUCAACUGGAUGCCCCAGGCUCUGAGCAUGAGUGAGCCCGAGAUCAUCGCUCACGCCGGGCUUGACUCUGCCGUGUUUUUGAGGAUUUAUACCCUCGGUUUAAAAAUAUUUGGACCGACUGCCAUUGUAGCCCUCUUGGUUCUAAUCCCAGUCAAUGCUUCAGGCGGGAGUUUAUUUUUCCUCCGUAAGGACUUGGUUGUUAGUGAGAUUGACAACUUGUCCAUAUCCAACAUCAGCCCCAAAUCUUUGAAAUUUUUUGUGCAUUUAGCAAUGGAAUAUUUGUUCUCGUUUUGGACAUGUUAUAUGCUGUACAAAGAGUAUGGCAGAGUGGCGUCAAUGAGAUUCAAAUUUUUGGCUUCUCGGGGCCGGCGAGUUGAACAGUUCACUCCACGUCAAUCUGGCCACUCGAUAUCAGAUAGUGUGGAAAUGUAUUUUAAGAAGACUAAUCCGGAUCACUAUCUCUGCCAUCAGGUUGUAUAUGAUGCGGACAACUUUGCCAAACUUGUGAGAAGGCGAAAUAGGCUUCGGAAUCGGUUAGACUACUACCUGAUCAAGUUUGAAAGAAAUCCGAAGAGCAGGCCAACCAUGAAGAUAGGUUUUCUCGGACUUUUCGGUCAAAAAGUUGAUUCCAUUAACUACUAUAGUCAAAAAAUUGGAGAGCUGGACAAAAGACUGACAAUGAAGCGUGACAAGAUGGCCCAGCAGCUUUUGUAUCAUUCAAUUCAACAUGGGCAGCAGCUAACCGCGGGACAUAUAUUGGAAGAACCUUUCGGUUUAGAAAAGGUCGCACCUUUCCUAAGGCCAUUAAUUGAAUGGAAGGUCAUCAAGUCUUUCCUACAGGGUUUCCUCCCCGGGCUAGCUCUUAAAGUCUUCUUGGCCGUUCUUCCAACACUUCUAAUGAUCAUGUCGAAAAUCGAGGGACAUGUGGCUUUAUCUUUGCUUGAGAGGAGAACUGCAGCAAAAUAUUACUAUUUUAUGUUGGUAAAUGUAUUUCUUGGGAGCAUUGUGGCUGGAACAGCUUUUCAGCAACUCCAUGCUUUUCUUCACCAAUCUGCUACACAAAUACCAAGAAACAUUGGGGUGUCAAUACCCAUGAAAGCUACCUUCUUUAUAACGUAUAUAAUGGUUGACGGGUGGGCUGGCAUUGCCAGUGAGAUUCUCAGGCUGAAACCUUUGGUCAUUUUUCAUCUCAAGAACAUGUUCCUAGUGAAGACCGAACGGGACAGAGAAAAGGCAAUGAGUCCCGGAAGUGUAAGCUUUCAUGAGACUCUCCCAACUCUUCAACUAUACUUCCUUCUGGGUAUUGUAUAUGCCGUGAUCACCCCAAUUCUUCUUCCUUUCAUACUCGUCUUCUUUGCCUUGGCCCACCUUGUGUACCGUCAUCAGGUUAUUAAUGUGUAUGAUCAGCAAUAUGAGAGCGCUGCUGCAUUUUGGCCACAUGUUCAUGGCCGCAUAAUUGCGAGCUUAGUUAUAUCUCAACUUCUUCUGAUGGGUUUACUCAGCACAAAGAAGGCUGCAAAGUCCACUCCUCUGCUCAUUCUGUUGCCGAUUUUAACAUUAGCCUUUCACAAAUACUGCAAGAACAGAUUUGAGCCUGCGUUCCGACAAUAUCCUCUUGAGGAAGCAAUUGAAAAGGACAUGGAGCAACGCGGGUCUGAAUCAGAUGGCCAUUUCAAAGCACGGUUAGCCGAUGCAUAUCUGCAUCCAAUUUUCCACUCUUUUGGUGAAGUUGAAAUAAUGGCAGAAGAAAUUUACACCAAAAACCAGGAUCAUAUCUAAAGUCCGUUUGAUGAACGCAUCGAUCAUAUGUUAAAGACGAGCCAUUAGGCAAUGCCAUGCCUUCUCCAAGAUGAAUAUAUGGGAGUAGUCUUAUUAGUUAACAUGGAUAAAUGCCAUUAAUUAACUUGUUUUAUCCAACUCUUUAUUGGGUUUUGCUCGUAAUUGGUCUUUAAGUUAUAUGCAAGUGUCGCAGUUCAUUAAAAUUACUGUAGUUAG
Cuscuta campestris is the source of this 2450-nucleotide messenger RNA. The record is from the annotation of a GenBank genome assembly. NCBI's taxonomy places the organism in Eukaryota, Viridiplantae, Streptophyta, Magnoliopsida, Solanales, Convolvulaceae.